AUGGCCUCCGAGAAAGAUCCCCGGCUGCCCUUCCAGGAGGCGCUGGACAUUGUCAGGUUACCCAAUGCAACCCAGACUCAGUCGGUGCAUCGAUUCAUGGGUCAAAGGGCUGCAUAUGUGCCAGGCAGCGAUAUGCCCCCGAUCAUGCCGCGACUCCACAUAGCCGCCUUUGGUGGUCAUGUCUUCGCACAAGCCGGGCUCGCUGUCUGCCGGGCACGGAAAGAACUGGAGGACAAAAAGGGAACGAAGCCGUCCGAGAGACGUGGACUGCAUACUAUUCACGGCUUCUUUACGGCAUCUGGCAUCCACAACCGCCCUUUCAUUCACGAAGUCACGCCGUUAACCGCGACACGGAGUCUCAGCACACUCUCGGUUACCACCCGGCAACCCUCUGAGCCCAGCACUAACCCUAGUGGCGACAACUUUCCACUUGCUGACGCCCUGCUUCCCCUCGGGGAUCCUUGCUUCACGGCCGUCUGCUCUUUUAAGUUGCCCGAGGAGCAUAGUGCCGGCGUCGACAUGCAAGACGAUGCCCCACAGAAGCGGUUCGCAAGCAUACUCGCAAGCCGUCAACCGCAAGACUGGCUGCCCGUGCCGCCCGUCGAUGUCACCGGCAUGGUGGCUAUGGCUGGCAACAACAUCGUAGGCGCGUUCCCUGUCGUAGACAUGAAGAAGGUGGACAUGAAGGGCUUCAACGCCGGGAAGCCCGCGCAUGAGCGGCGUGAGCUGAUUCUGUACCGGCUGCUACUGCCCCUACCCUCGGACGGCAGCGGCAGCCAAGGUUGGAACGCUAAUGCGCACGUACUUGUGCACGCCUUCGCGGCGGACCGCAACGGCUUGCUGAUGGGGGGUAACCACGUCGGCUUCGGCUGGUCACUGGACCGCGCCGCCUCCCUGAGCAAUAGCUUUGUCAUGCAUGUCAACGCCGACUGCGCCGUCAUGCGCGCCGAGGACGGAUGGUGGGUCCAGGAGUUUUCCUUUCCCCGUGCCGCAGCCGGGCGGAUCACCGUCAUGAGCAAGAUCUGGAGCCCGCGAGGCGUGCAUGUGGCUACCGAGUUUCAGGACGGCAUGCUGCGCGGAAGAGAGGAUGUGGAGGAGAAGGGCAAGCUGUAA
Lasiosphaeria miniovina is the source of this 1113-nucleotide messenger RNA. RefSeq names its product thioesterase-like superfamily-domain-containing protein. The transcript is spliced from 2 exons. Gene Ontology annotation, biological process: acyl-CoA metabolic process; fatty acid catabolic process. Bases 1 to 1113 code for a protein of 370 amino acids. Gene Ontology annotation, molecular function: fatty acyl-CoA hydrolase activity. Gene Ontology annotation, cellular component: peroxisomal matrix. The record is from RefSeq and is a predicted model, not a curated record. NCBI's taxonomy places the organism in Eukaryota, Fungi, Ascomycota, Sordariomycetes, Sordariales, Lasiosphaeriaceae.